GUCGGGACCACCGGGCGGUGCGGAUGUCGUCACGCGUCUCGCGACGUCAACAUCUCGCGGUUUCGAUCGGCGCCCCGUAAGUUCUCCGUACCCAGUCCGUGUGCCAGUGACACUUGGCGGCUGCUGCGCCCGCGGCCAGGCAUGCGGGAGCGACGCUGAGGGAGAGAAAGAGAGAGAGAGAGAGAGAGAGAGAGAGAGAGAGAGAGAGAGACAUAUAUCCGCACAUCUGUAAACACGCGUACGGGCGCGCGGCGCGCGGUCAGCCCAUGUAAAUCCCCACCGAUUGCUGCCGAUCGUCGUCGUCGUCGCCGCUGCCGCUGCCGUUGACUUAUCGCAGAUCGGAUCGGAUCGGAUCGCGCUCGUACGUGUACACGCCGUGACUUUCGUCAAGUCGCCGAACGACGAUCGCCCUCCUUCCCCCCCGCUCGUCGCGCUUGACGUUACGGAAACAAGUUCGAGCUUCCGCGAUCGACCGGUUGGUUGCCCGUCCGCCCGCCGCCGCGAGCGAGGAAGAGCCGCGGACCUCGGCGCGGACGUCCGGGGACGGAAGUGCAUCGCAGUGUUUUCGCCUCCCACACACGUACAUACGUAUACGAAGUACGAGGGGGUACCCAGAGAGGCGAACGAACUGACGACCAGCCGGCGUGCGCGUCACAUUUUGCAUCAAGGGACGAUUUUUGAUUCAUCGACGGCGCGAGCAACUAACUACAGGAGCAGCCCGCGAUCGUCAUCAUCGUCGUCGUCAUCGCCACCACUGCCGUCGCCGGCCGUUGCGAGGAAGUGUGGCCAUGAAUAAUUCACUCGGCUAAAGCGGCCAGCAGCGGGAGUUUCUCCGAUUUCGAGGCACCGAGAGAGACUCUGAGGACCGAUCCGAGAUGGGCGAGCUUCUAGGAUCCGCGAGUUUCCUUCACCUCGGCGACAUUGUCAGCCUGUACGCCGAGGGAAAUGUGUCCGGGUUUCUUUCCACGUUGGGGCUGGUCGACGACCGGUGUGUAGUAUGUCCCGAGGCUGGAGAUUUGUCGACUCCACCGAAGAAAUUCAGAGAUUGCCUCUUCAAAAUAUGUCCCAUGAACCGGUAUUCCGCCCAAAAGCAAUUCUGGAAGGCAGCGAAGCAGAGUGCGAGUUCAGGCACAGAUGCUAUCUUGCUCAAAAGACUUCACCAUGCGGCCGAAAUCGAGAAAAAGCAAAAUGAGACUGAAAACAAGAAACUGUUGGGCACCGUGGUUUCCUACGGUAACGUCGUGCAGUUGCUGCACCUCAAGUCCAACAAAUUCCUGACGGUGAACAAGAGGCUGCCGGCGUUGCUGGAGAAGAACGCGAUGAGGGUUUACCUGGACGCGAACGGGAACGAGGGCUCGUGGUUUUACAUAAUGCCGUUCUACAAGCUGCGCAGCGACGGCGACAGCGUCGUCGUCGGCGACAAGGUGAUCAUGGAGCCGGUGAACGCGGGCCGCCAGGGCCUCCACGUGGCCGCCAACUACGAGCUGAGCGACAAUCCCGGCUGCAAGGAGGUCAACGUCGUCAACUCGUCCACCUCCUGGAAGGUGACCCUCUUCAUGGAGCACCGCGAGAACCAGGAGGAGAUCCUCAAGGGCGGCGACGUGGUGCGGCUGUUUCACGCCGAGCAGGAGAAGUUUCUGACCAUGGACGAGUACAAGAAGAAGCAGCACGUGUUUCUCAGGACGACGGGCAGAACCAGCGCUACCGCGGCUACCAGCAGCAAAGCCUUGUGGGAAGUCGAGGUGGUGCAACACGAUCCGUGCAGAGGCGGCGCCGGCCACUGGAAUUCGAUCUUCAGAUUUAAACACCUAGCGACUGGCCAGUAUCUCGCCGCCGAGAUUGACGCGGAUGAGCCACGAGAACCCGUGAAGGGCAAACGCGAUCCACCCGGGCCGGUCUUUAGAUUAGUGUCGGUGCCGCACAGCGGCGAGAUCAGCUCGUUAUUCGAACUGGAUCCCACGACUCUAACGCGGGGCGAUAGUCUGGUUCCGCAGUCGUCCUUUGUAAGAUUACAUCACAUAUGCACAAACACUUGGGUCCAUUCAACGAUCGUGCCGAUCGAUAAGGAUGACGAGAAGCCCGUGAUGUCGAAGGUGGGUUGCGCGACCAGUAAGGAGGACAAGGAGGCCUUUGCCUUGAGAUCCGUGUCGCCGGUCGAGGUGCGCGAUUUGGACUUCGCGAAUGACGCCUGCAAGGUGUUGACGGCGAUGAACAGCAAGCUGGAGAGGGGAACGAUCUCCCACAACGAGCGAAGGGCCGUCACUAGCUUGCUGCAGGACAUCGUGUACUUUAUAGCGGGAUUAGAGAACGAGCAGAAUAAAUCCGAGGCGUUGGAACUAGUCGUCACGAAUACCGUGAGGGAUCGUCAGAAAUUAUUGCGCGAGCAGUACAUUCUUGGCCAAUUGUUCAAAAUAUUGCAGGCUCCAUUCUUGGAAUCUGCGGAGGGUGAGGGACCAUUUCUUAGGAUAGAGGAGCUUAACGAUCCGAGACACGCGCCGUACAAAUACAUGUUUCGCCUGUGUUACCGAAUACUCAGACUUUCUCAGCAGGAUUAUAGAAAAAAUCAGGAAUACAUCGCUAAACAUUUUGCGUUCAUGCAAAAACAAAUUGGCUACGAUAUUUUAGCGGAGGAUACCAUUACCGCGCUUCUACAUAAUAACAGAAAGUUGUUGGAGAAACAUAUAACGGCCGCGGAAAUAGAGACAUUUGUGGGUCUCGUUAGAAAAAAUAUGCGGGGCUGGCAAUCGAGAUUUCUGGAUUACUUGUCGGAUCUCUGUAUCUCUAAUAAGAAAGCGAUAGCCGUGACACAAGAAUUGAUUUGCAAAAGCGUACUUAGUGAAAAGAAUAAGGACAUUCUGAUAGGAACGAAAAUGGUGAAGACCCAGGUGGAGGUUGAGGAUAUCGAUGAGAAGCAGGAAAACGCCGAACCAAGAAUCACUGUUAUCGAGGAGUUCGAAGUUGUAUUGACAUGGAAUAGUGGAGCUAAGUCAAUGUCUUUGAGUGAGUUGUCGAGAGGAGCGAAAAUGGGAAAUGUUCAAGACGCAGCAAUAUUAGACUAUUACAGGCAUCAAUUAAAUCUCUUUAGUAAUAUGUGCCUGAAUAGACAGUAUUUAGCAUUAAAUAAUCUAUCGCCACAUUUGGACAUUGAUCUUAUACUCAAAUGUAUGGAAGAUGAAACAGUGCCGUACGAAUUACGCGCAUCAUUUUGCCGACUGAUGCUACAUCUUCACGUAGAUAGAGAUCCGCAGGAGCAAGUAACUCCCGUAAAAUAUGCUCGCCUUUGGUCAGAAAUCCCGUCAAAAAUGAGCAUAAACGAUUACGAUACGAAUAAAAUGCCGGACGAAAACAAAGAGGCUGUUCGCACCAAAUUUAGCUCGACAAUCAUGUUUGUUGAGGAUUAUCUGUGUAACGUUGUCGCGAAGAUGUGGUCUUUCGGGGAUCAAGAGCAGAAUAAGCUUACGUUUGAGGUUGUUAAAUUAGCACGUGAUCUAAUUUACUUUGGAUUCUACAGUUUUAAUGAUCUAUUAAGCUUAACAAAGACGUUGCUUAGUAUUUUGGAUUGUGUGUCAGAGAAUGAAUCCACCGAUGGGAAGAUACCUACGGGUGAUAUUGAUUCUGAUACGGAUUCCGAGGAGGCAGCUGAAGGAGGUAUUCUCAGAUGCAUCGGCGAUAUGGGUGCCGUGAUGACAAAUUUAACAUUGGGACCAGCCGGUCAGGUGCUAGCCAGCUCUUCGCCAAGGCCAAAGCCGAUGAUGAAGAAGGAGUAUCCCUUGGUGAUGGACACGAAGCUCAAGAUAAUCGAGAUCCUGCAGUUUAUUCUGGAUGUUCGACUGGAUUACAGAAUCUCUUGUCUCUUGAGCAUAUUCAAACGCGAAUUCGACGAGACAGGUGCGUCGACGGCCGCGGAGAAGACCGGAGAUGUGAAUCUGGGACAAAAAGCUAUCGAUUUAGAAUCGAUCGGUACACAGGCGGAAGGAAUAUUUGGGAGCAGUGAGGAGUGCGCAGCGCUGGAUUUAGAUGGCCAAGGUGGCAGAACAUUUUUACGCGUCCUAUUACAUCUGGCUAUGCACGAUUAUCCUCCGUUGGUCUCCGGGGCCUUGCAUUUAUUAUUUCGGCACUUCAGCCAGAGGCAGGAAGUCUUGCAGGCAUUUAAACAGGUGCAGCUUUUGGUCUCGGACAGCGACGUGGAGUCGUAUAAACAAAUAAAGGCGGAUCUGGACAUUUUACGCCAGUCUGUCGAGAAAUCCGAGCUUUGGGUGUACAAAUCCAAGGCGACGGAGGAACAUGGGAACAAGAAGAAGAAGAGUAAGGACGAAGAGGAUGACGCGACAGCUCCUCGCAAAACACCUCUGUUGUCCACGUUAGAUAAACAAGGGUCUGCCAUCGACUUGGAUAUCGGCCCACCGUUACAUCCCGAGCAAGCGGAGGAGUACAAGAAGAUUCAGCAGAUACUAAUGAGAAUGAACAAGCUGUGCAUUCAAAAUCUGCCGGGCGGCCAAGUGAAGGCGCGCAAACACGAGCAGCGGCUUCUGCGCAACGUCGGGGUGCACACCGUCGUUUUGGAUCUGCUGCAAGUUCCGUACGACGCUAAGGAAGACGUCAGAAUGAACGAGUUGAUGCGCCUGGCGCAUGAUUUUCUGCAAAACUUUUGCCUGUCCAAUCAGCAGAAUCAGGUCCUGCUGCACAAGCAGCUGGAUCUGUUCUUGAAUCCCGGCAUAAGGGAGGCGCAGACGGUGUGCAGUAUCUUCCAGGAUAACUCGGUUCUCUGCAACGAAGUCGGUGCGAAGGUCAUUCAGCAUUUCGUACAUUGCAUAGAGACGCACGGGAAACAUGUGCAAUAUUUGAAGUUUUUGCAAACCAUAGUGAAAGCUGAGAAUCAAUUCAUUAGAAAAUGUCAAGAGAUGGUGAUGCAGGAGUUGGUUCAAGCGGGAGAAGAUGUUCUAAUCUUUUACAAUGAUAGAGCCUCGUUUAAUCAUUUUGUGGAAAUGAUGCGAUCCGAAAGACACCGGAUGGAUGAGAGCAGUUCUCUUCAGUAUCAUGUAGAGCUGGUGAAACUUUUAGCUUGUUGCACGAUGGGAAAGAACGUCAAUACUGAAAUUAAAUGUCACAGCCUCUUGCCGUUGGAUGAUAUUGUUACUGUGGUGUCACAUCCAGACUGCAUACCAGAGGUGAAAGAGGCGUACAUCAAUUUCCUCAACCACUGUUACAUCGACACGGAAGUCGAGAUGAAGGAAAUUUAUACGUCGAAUCACAUGUGGUCGUUGUUCGAAAAAUCUUUUAUAGUUGAUAUGGGCUUAAUUGCCACGUCUACUCACGAUCGACAGCAUGCGGAUACAGCCUUGGAGACUUACGUGACGAGUUGUUUAAUGAACAUCAUAUCCACAUUUUUCAGCAGCCCGUUUUCGGAUCAAAGCACCACUGUACAGAAACAUCUGCACGAGGCUAGACUAUAUUGGAACAUCAAGGAGUGCGAUCGGAAUACAGAUAAUAAUCUUUCUGGCUAUACAAGGCAACCUAUAUUUGUUCAGUUGCUUCAUGCAGCUUUUAAUGUAUCGCAAUGCGCGUGGUUAAAUGCUGGACAAAGAUUUAACGUCGAGAAUUGCAUACGAACACUGUCAGAUGUAGCUAAAGGAAGAGGUAUCGCCAUACCGACUGAUCUGGAAAGCCAGGUCGCUAAUAUGUUCAACAAAGCGGCUAUGCUCAGCAGACAGACCAGCAAGUGGUUGCAAGCUGCCAAACAACCAAAGAUCGAACGUAGUCAGAGUCAGAGUGACCUAUAUUGCGCGGAAGGCUCAAACAACGAGCUUAUGCGUCUAGAUCGCAGCAUUAUAGAAGGUCUGCAGGACAUAGUGUCUCUGUUAGAGGAACAAUUGAAACCGUUGGUGCAGUCCGAGUUGUCUUUGUUAGUGGAUAUCCUCUAUCGACCUGAAUUGCUGUUUCCUGCAGCAACUGAUGCCAGAAAGAGAUGUGAAAACGGUGGCUUUAUCAAGAGACUAAUUAAACACACUGAGAAAUUGUUAGAAGAAAAAGAAGAAAAGUUAUGCGUCAAAGUCUUAAGAACGCUCCGGGAAAUGAUGGCUAUCGAUCCUGAAUACGGGGAAAAAAACGAAGGUAUCUCGGAACAGACGGAGUCAGAAACGAAGGGCGAAUCACAAGUUGGAACAGAUUCCAAUGAUCAGUCUGAGAAUCGACAAUUGACUCAGCAAGAGCCGGGAGACGUAUUGAGAAAUAAUCUUUUGGCACGUUACUUCGGCAAGAGUUUUACGCAAAAUCCGGAGAACGUGGACAUUGGGGUGUCCCGUAGCGCGACCAUUACCCACGGUCCAGGAGCAAAGAUGUUAAGCCGGGCCGGUAGAACGUUGCACGAUGUGCAAACUCAUCUCGACCACGAAGGUGCUUCAGACUUGGUAGUAGAAUUGGUGAUUAAGAGCGUACACUCUCCGAGCAUAUUUGUAGAGGUCGUAGAACUGGGAAUUGCGCUCCUGGAGGGUGGAAAUCCUAUUAUACAGAAGAGUAUAUUUAAUAAGUUAAUGGGUGGCGAUUUAAGUCAAUCAUUCUUCAAAGUAUUUUACGACAAAAUGAAAGACUCUCAGCAAGAGAUUAAAUCUACUGUGACAGUAAAUACGUCUGACAUGGCGGCGAAAGCACACGAGGACAAGGAGGGCAAGGAAGUAGACAAGUUGUCGCGUGGAAAGCGUGGAUCAGGAAAGCCCAACGGAAUGGUGAUAACCGACGAGAUGCACGAGGAAUUGAAUCAAGUCGCGACGGCCAACGCACAGGUAUACGCAAACAUGCGCAAUGGUCUUGCGCUUAGCGACGACGCGGCGAACAACUCGUUGGACGACAUAAGCGAAAAGUCGGACAGAAAUAAAAGUGGAAAUUCGUCGGGUUCCGACAAGGAGGAGGGUCAAUUGAGCCCCAAAGUCCUGGUGAUGCAACCAAUUCUGCGUUUCUUGCAGUUGCUCUGCGAGAAUCACAACAGAGAAUUACAGAAUUUCCUAAGGAAUCAAAAUAAUAAAACAAACUUCAACCUGGUGUCGGAAACGCUCAUGUUCUUGGACUGCAUUUGCGGCUCUACCACCGGCGGAUUAGGCCUCCUUGGCCUCUACAUCAACGAAUUCAACGUAGCGCUGAUCAAUCAGACGUUGGAAACGUUGACGGAAUACUGUCAGGGACCGUGCCACGAUAAUCAAAAUUGCAUCGCCACGCACGAGUCCAACGGCUUGGACAUCAUAACGGCGUUGAUACUGAACGAUAUCAAUCCCCUGGGAAAGACCAGGAUGGAUCUGGUACUGGAGUUAAAGAAUAAUGCCAGUAAACUGUUGCUGGCGAUUAUGGAGAGCAGAGGCGACAGCGAGAACGCGGAGAGAAUUAUGUGCAACAUGAAUCCGAAGCAGCUCGUGGAUGUAGCGUGCAAGGCUUUCCAUCAGGAAUCGUUGGACGACUUCAGCGACUUCAACGAUCCCCUGACUGAAGAGGAAGGAGUAUCGCCCAAAGAUGUUGGGCAUAAUAUCUACAUCUUGUGUCAUCAAUUGGCGCAACACAACAAAGAAUUGGCAGUGAUGUUGAAGCCGUCAGAACAGAAUAAUGCAGAUCCAAAAAUUAACAAAGCACUGGAAUAUUAUGCGUCUCAUACGGCUCAAAUUGAGAUUGUAAGACACGACAGAACGCUCGAACAAAUUGUCUUCCCGAUACCGGAAAUCUGCGAGCUUAUAACCGAGGAUACCAAAAUACGAGUGCUGAACACUACGGAACGGGACGAUCAAGGCUCGAAAGUUUCCGAUUUCUUCGAGAGAACGGAAGACAUGUUUAACGAAAUGAAGUGGCAAAAGAAGCUUAGAGGACAACCAAUGUUGUUCUGGAUGAGCAGUUACAUGUCACUGUGGAGCAACAUUCUGUUCAACUGCGCCGUUCUUAUAAACCUUAUCGUAGCAUUUUUCUAUCCGUUUGUGGAUUCUGUGCCUAAACUCAGUUAUCAUCUGUCAGCUUUAAUUUGGACGGUCAUGCUCGCGUCUGCUGCCAUCGUUCUCACUUUGCCGAGGGAGUCCGGUAUACGUACGUUUGUCGCGUCAACGAUAUUGCGAUUGAUCUUCUCCGUAGGUCCAGAACCGACAUUGUGGCUGCUCGGUUUUGUUACGAUUACAUUAAAAGCUGUACAUCUUAUAAGUAUUAUAGGCAAUCAGGGUACCCUGACCAGAAGCGUAGAGCAAAUAAUAACGAAUAUCGAACUUUUGUAUCACAUGUCAUAUUUGGCGUUUUGCGUUCUGGGAAUCUUUAUGCAUCCAUUUUUCUAUUCAGUUCUACUCUUCGACGUAGUUUAUCGCGAGGAGACUUUGCUCAAUGUAAUAAAAUCCGUAACUCGAAAUGGAAGAUCUAUCAUACUCACGGCUGUGCUGGCCUUGAUUUUGGUUUACAUGUUUUCCAUUAUCGGUUUUAUGUUUUUCAAAGACGACUUCCUCGUUCCCGUGGACGAGGAGAUUAUAUCUUCCAUUGAGCAGACAAUCGCGGAUACUUGUAGCGCUGGCAACAAGGAGGAUUGUGAAGCUACGGAGACUGUGUCACGUUAUGCUAGCGAAGCAAAUGCACGAGAGAAUAAGCCCGAAAUAAUUAACAUCGGCGGAGAGUUGAAGGAGCGAGCGUGCGAUUCACUCGUCAUGUGUAUCGUUACCACGUUAAAUCAAGGAUUGAGAAAUGGUGGUGGGAUAGGAGACAUUCUGCGUGCCCCCGCCAGCAUUGAACCUUUGUUUGUUGCAAGAGUCGUAUACGACUUACUAUUCUUCUUCAUCGUGAUAAUUAUUGUUCUGAAUCUCAUCUUCGGUGUGAUUAUCGACACGUUUGCGGAUCUCAGAUCGGAGAAACAGCAGAAGGAAUUGAUCUUGAAAAACACUUGUUUUAUUUGCGGCUUGAACAGAUCGGCUUUCGAUAACAAAACAGUUUCCUUCGAGGAGCACACGAAACACGAGCACAACAUGUGGCAUUACCUCUAUUUCAUCGUCCUGGUGAAGGUGAAGGACCCGACGGAGUUCACGGGUCCGGAGUCGUAUGUUUACGCCAUGGUCAAGGAUCAUAAUCUGGAGUGGUUCCCGAGAUUGCGGGCCAAGUCAUUGGCGGCGGACGAAGGUGAGGGGGAACAGGUGGAAUUGAGGAGUCUGCAGUCGCAAUUAGAAUCCACGCAGAUGCUGGUUAAGUGUCUGUCCCAGCAACUUACGGAGCUUCGUGAUCAGAUGACGGAGCAACGAAAGCAGAAGCAGCGGCUAGGCCUUCUGAAUUCUGCUUCCGCAAUAUUGCAUAAUAUACCCUCGUAAAUUUAAGACAUGCAUAUAUAUUUUAUAUAGUCUUCCUCUUAUUCUGGACGAAUCUCAGUUUGAUACUCCAAGACAGUACCAUACGUAAAAAGAUAUUCGUGUGUUUUUAACUGGCAUUUAAAGGCACGAGAAUGUUUUACCGAGUGGGUGAACCCGAGGCAUUUUUACGGUUUUGUUCCUAAUUUUAAUGAAAGUAAAAUACGACGCUUAGGGCAUUAAGAUUAUCCAUUCUCCUUUUCACUGUAAAGGCUCUCGGCCCAAGUUUAUCGGCCAGUCACCAAGGAACUCGAAUACUGUAAAUUGCAUUGUCUAUCAAUUGUGUGAAUAUUGUUAUGCAUAUAUAGAGAAAUUUUAACCGUAUCCACAUUGAUAUACUAGAAUCAUGAUAAAUUACUUAAAAAACUUCCAAUUAUUAAAAUGUCGUAGGGUAAUAAUUCUAAUGUCUUUUAGAAUAAUCUCGUUUUUAUGUGAUCACUAUAUUACGUUUUGUUAUUAUAAUAUUUAUACGUAUCCAAAUGGAUAUAUUAAAUAUAGAUUAUAAUAUCGGCGUAUUAUAAAUUUUAUAUUCUCUUUUGCGUUAUUCAAGCGCAUGGUUGUGUUAUACGAAUUUUCUUUUGGUAGAUAAUAAAGAUUUUUUUUUAGUCUAGAAAUAUGAUUAAAAAUAUUUUUUUAAAAUUGUACAGGUUUUCUGUAUUAUAUAUUUAAUUAUUAUAUAUGUUUAGAUCAUGUCUGUUUAGUUCAGAACAAUUCCUGUUUUGUCGAUAUCACAUUCUUUAAUGGUUAAUUACAAAUGAUUAUUUUUUUAACUUUGUGUAUAAAUGCGAUGAAACACACAGAACAUUAUUUAACAUAUGUAUGCUUUAAUAUAUAUCUAAUUUCGUAAUGAUAAAACGCUCAAAUUUUAAUUUCAUAAAAAUCGUUGAAGUUGUAUCCUGCAAUAUUUAGAUCGACAUACAUUGUUAAUGACGAUUUAUAUAAGUACGGUUAGAUGAUAUAUGCAUAAUUGCGAAAGAUUGAAAUUUGCAUUUGGGAUAUCAGAUUGUUGAUUCAAUUGUUCACACACAAAGGCGAUCAUAAUCACGAGCGAGAUAUCACCAAUAUAAUUAACGAAAACAUGGUAAUUAAUAGGGAUCAAUGGACUCUAUCUAAUAUGAAUAGGAAAGAUCUUUUUGAAUUUUCAGAUUCUGAUGAACGAGUUUUAGAAUGUUGUUGUCCGACUAUUGAUUGUUAAUAUAUAAACUGAUAGUUGACAUAUUAUAAAUUUUAAAUCAAGUUGUGUUAUUGUAUUAUGAUAUAUAGAUGCAUUAAUUGAACAUUGCAUGCCACAGCGUUGUUAUUACGGAGUUAAAAUUUAACUCCUUUUCAAAGUAAUAUUCAAGAUUUGUGUCUAUAUAUAACGAAUAUAUAAUAAUAUAUAUAUAUAUAUAUUUUAUUUGUUUCCAUUGUAAUAUCGAAUUUAACGCAAUUGUAUAUAUUUUAUUAGAUAUUAUAUAAUCGUCUAGAAAAGUGAAACCGGUGUUACUUAGAGCAAAUUACUUUUUAUCCCCAUAUGUCAUUAAUUAUCAAUUGUAUGUAUAUCGAUCUCUCCUCAUUAUUCCUAUUUCUUUUUAUGUCAAAACGUACCAGAUUGUACGGUUACGAUCUUUAAAUUUAAAUAUGUAGCAAUUUAGUUAAUUCGAAGCUGGCGCUGUGUGUGUUUGUGAGUAUGUGUGUGUGUGUGUGUGUUGAUCACGCAUUUACGUCCAAUUGUUUUUUUUUUUUUUCCGUGCAGCGCCGCGAGAAUGAGACGCCGUGAGAGUAAACGCACAGCCCACUCAGAGUAAGCAAAAACGAUCAUAGUAUUGAUCGUUUGCCCUCUCGCUCUUAUCUUAUAUAUAUAAUAUCUGUAAGAUAUGUUAUAUCUUAAGAUAUGUUACUUUAAAUGUCUUGUCUCAUACAGUCGUUUUUACUGUGUAAUAUACAUUAUGUAUGUAGAUUACGUUCAUACUUACAUGUGAAUAAAUUAUGUUCUUUUU
Messenger RNA from Wasmannia auropunctata (little fire ant), 11320 nucleotides. RefSeq names its product inositol 1,4,5-trisphosphate receptor (gene Itpr). NCBI's taxonomy places the organism in Eukaryota, Metazoa, Arthropoda, Insecta, Hymenoptera, Formicidae. The record is from RefSeq and is a predicted model, not a curated record. Gene Ontology annotation, cellular component: endoplasmic reticulum; membrane. Gene Ontology annotation, biological process: calcium ion transmembrane transport. The coding region runs from base 876 to 9305 and encodes 2809 amino acids. Gene Ontology annotation, molecular function: inositol 1,4,5-trisphosphate-gated calcium channel activity; inositol 1,4,5 trisphosphate binding. The transcript is spliced from 48 exons.